GUCAGUCCAAGCUUGUCUACCAGAUUCCGGAGGGAGGGUAGCACUGCCGGCAGGGUAACCAGACCACAGAAGACCAGCAGUCACAGUGUGCCCCACCACAACCAAGGGAGCCACCCUGUCCUGAUCAGCGCAGCUCCAGAGACCCGUUCACCAUGGACUCUGCAGAGUAUGUGCUCUGUGGCUGGAAGGGCCAGCUGUGGCCUGCAAGGGUGUUAUCCAGACCCAGGACCACAGCCCACAGUAGGAGGAGAGGGGCGUCUUUCCUGGAGGUCCAGAUUCUGCCUGUGGGUGAGAAGACAAGAGUGAGGAGCACAGAGGUGAAGCCCCUAAGCCAGUCUGAAGUCGUUACCAUCGCCUCCUUGGCCGGGAAGGAGUCACAGGGCAGUGGCUCGCCAGGGCAGACCAGGGCAUACAGAAGAGCCCUCAAGGCGGCUCUGGAUGUUCUGGGCGAGGGAACCGGCUUGCAUCAAGGAAGAAGGGCAGGUGGCCGAAGAACCAGCACAGCGACUCUGAAGGUUCCAAAAGAGCAGGCCAGCUCCAGCUCAGGCCAGCGCCUGCACCUCCAAGACCACAACCAGAAAGGCCAGGGGCUCUCCCUCAGGAGUCCCAGGAAGCGGGGCCGGGGCCGGGGCCGGGGCCGGGGCCGCCUGGGGCCUGUGUUGAAGGGCUCACAGAAUGAGCUUGCAGUGCAAGGGGGCAGAGCCCAGGUGCACACUGCUGUUGGGCCUCCUCACUUUGAAAUGCGAGGGAACUUGUUAAGAGGCACUAGAGUGUGGCCAAGUUCCUGCAAGCCACCAGCAGGAAAUGCUGGCGAUAAUCAGGGCAAGAGAAAGCUGAGCCCAUCCAAGCUCAGGUCUCUGAGGGCCCCAGCCUCUCGGAGGGGGGGCCGGGCUAAAAAACAGCAGCAGGCUGCCUCUGGACCACCGAGGCAGGCCUCUACCUCGCCCAGAGCUCUCCAGCAACAAGUACGGUGUGGCGGCCUGGAGAUCGGGGCUAUUGGAGCCCAGAGGAAGACCUCCCUCCCAGAGAACAAGCAGGACCCCGGCUCCGAGACCCCAAAGCCAGACUCAAAGGGGGCAUCGGCAGCCUGCACGCCUCCCAUCCCGAGGCUGCGAAGAUCGCUCCGCAUUGCUAGCAGGAAAAGGAAGUUCCAUGUGCUGUGCGCACAUUGCAUGCUCCCACAACAGGAGAAUAGAGUGCGCUCAAAGGCGACUAGCACCAGGGUCAAGAGGAGGGUGGCCGGAGUGCAGAAAGUCUGCCAAGGCACCAACGUGGCUUCUGCCCUGGGGCCAAAUACCAUCGAACGUGGGAUGCUGGUCUGGUUCAAAUUCCAGGACCUUCCUUUCUGGCCGGCGGUGGUCAAGAGCGUCAGCAAAAACGACAAGAUGGCGAGGGUGCUGUUGAUCGAGGGCAACAUGCAGUUGGAGCACAGGGGUGUCCCAGUCCCUCUACGCAAGCUGAAGCACCUGGACUGUGGGGAGAAAUCAGCGCUCCUGAGGAGAGCCAGCAGAGUGUACGGCCAGGGCAUCGACUGGUGCCUCUCAGUGAUCGACCACUACAGAGAGGGCCUCGCCUGUGGCUCCUUCCUGGGCUCCUUUAUGGACUACUACACCGCCCGAGCAAGUUACCCGCUAAGGAGAGCCAUCCAAGAGGGCGACCUGCACAUUGACUUCCCCAAGGUGAGCUAUGCCGACUUGGAAGAUUGGGAGGAGGAGACCGCCCUGGGUGGGAAGGGGCCCCGCAAGAAACUCUUGCCAGACCGCAUGAGGGCCGCUUGGGACAGAGCCAACCAGAAGCUCGUAGACUUCAUCGUGAAGAGAAAGGGGGCAGACCAGCACCUGCUGGACAUCGUAAAGGGCAGGAAACCGUCCAGGUGGCUGGACAACCUUUGGCGAUUCAAGAGGGAAGUCUACUGCAUUGAGACCUACCUGGAGGAUGAGGACCAGCUGCAUCUCGUAGCCAGACACUUGCAAGAAAUAUCCAAGGAAGCAGACGAGGCCCUGCUCGCGUUGGCAAGAGGAGACAAAGUCCGAUUCACCAUGGAGGUCCUUCUUCCAGAAGCAAUCAUCUGCUCCAUCGCUGCCCUGGAGGAGCUCAGCUACAAGGAGGCGGAGGAGAAGUACCUGCGUGGCCCACCCGUGCACCAUCGUGAGAAAGAGCUCUUUGAUAAGACCAUCCUAAAGGCGGCCCGGAAGAGGUCAGCAGCCAGGAUAGGUGCUGCCAGGGACCCCUCUUCAACCAUUCCUUAGAAGGGAGCUUCGUCCUUCCAGCCAUCACCCCUGCAGCUCCACCUCCAAAAGAGGACCACCUGGGAGACUGUGGGGC
Phodopus roborovskii (desert hamster) is the source of this 2325-nucleotide messenger RNA. RefSeq names its product PWWP domain-containing DNA repair factor 3B-like. Lineage: Eukaryota; Metazoa; Chordata; Mammalia; Rodentia; Cricetidae. The transcript is spliced from 2 exons. The record is from RefSeq and is a predicted model, not a curated record. Bases 153 to 2249 code for a protein of 698 amino acids.